Corticium candelabrum is the source of this 3058-nucleotide messenger RNA. RefSeq lists its product as uncharacterized. Lineage: Eukaryota; Metazoa; Porifera; Homoscleromorpha; Homosclerophorida; Plakinidae. The transcript is spliced from 16 exons. The record is from RefSeq and is a predicted model, not a curated record. Gene Ontology annotation, biological process: protein phosphorylation; ephrin receptor signaling pathway; axon guidance. The coding region runs from base 55 to 3012 and encodes 985 amino acids. Gene Ontology annotation, molecular function: protein binding; transmembrane-ephrin receptor activity. Gene Ontology annotation, cellular component: dendrite; plasma membrane.
UUCUUCUUCGUUUACAAACCUUAGUCCGUAACAAUGGGUAACAAGUGAAAAGGAAUGCAACUAGACGACUGCCUAGCAAUUUUAUCGCGCGGAUGUGGAGACAGCACUGAAAGUACGAUAGCAGCUCUGGUCGACAGGUUAGUGAGCGGACGUAAGGACGAAUGUGUUCUGCACUUGCUGUCGUAUCGCAACUGUCACGAAGUGCUGGGGACGCUUCUAGCGCUGCUCAAGACACCAAACCUAAGGGUGGCCGGCAAUGCGGCAUAUGUCAUCGGACUGUUGGCGGAGACGGAGUUGGGGCGCUUGCGACUUAUGCAGGGAAACGACAAAUAUUGCAACUUUCUCAACGACCUUGUUGAGCUGUUGAGCUGUCGCGAUGAUGAGGCAGUUUUGAAUGCUGGUGGCGCUUUGGGCACUCUGGCUGAUACAGAUGAAUGUCGAAACUGUUUGCUAGGCCAGAAAGAAGAGUCUAAUAGAGGAGUCACUCGACUGGCUUUGCUAUUGACUUCGAAGUAUUCGUGGAUAUCCAGCAAUGCUGCUCUUGUCUUUGCUAGGCUAAGUUCAACUGAAGAGGGAUGCUCAGCUCUUUUCGCUCAUUGCGAUUGGUCGCUAUUUGUGGGUCACUUGAUUGCAUCAUUGGGCGGAGAAUCUCUGGGAUCUGGAACAAAUGCGGCGAUCGCACUCGGUCGCUUUGUCGAUGUCGAAUGCACUAGAAACCAAUUGAUUCGUACCUCACACAUUGAAGCCAUGGUUGCAGGAUUAGGGAAGAUGCUCUGCAGUGGCGAGUGCAAUGUUAAGAGAAAUGCAUGCUAUGCACUCAGCUGUCUCGUCUCGAGCAAGGAAGGACAGGAGAAGUUCUUGCAGCACCCAUCGUCACCUGAAAUGCUUGAAAGUGUUGCCAGUUUGAUUAAUUCACAUGAUAGAGAGGCAUCUCAGUUUGCUAUGACAACUCUGUAUUUGCUUGUGAGUAACGUCUAUGGUAAAGCAAAAGCGAGCUCUAUCAGUGCAGUGGAGAUGAACUUAGAGGAGUUCUAUCACAACUCGUCUGCAUGUGGCAACCUUAAAGAGCAAGUCGUUGCAAUUCUUCAACUACUCGUUUACUUGCCCAAGCCUAGUUGUCCCAUCAUUCAAUCAACUGAUCCUUAUACUAUCACUGCAUCAUGGGCUUCUUGUAAUACCAGCACGAGCCUCUUUCCUAUCAAUUACGAGCUAUGGCAAGCAGAGACUGGUAUUGUAUACAGUGGUACGGAUUGUAAUUAUACUUUGUCUGGGCUCAAACCCACAACAGCGUACGUCUUUAAACUCAGGCUGAGGCUUGGAGAGAAUGUGAGUGAAUUUAGUCAGGAGACCAAAGUGGUUACGGCUAAAGCAGCUCCCAGGGCUCCUCAGAAUUUUGGUAUAACAGGAAAGACGCAAACUCAGGUGAAGCUCAGCUGGGAACCACCCGAGGUUGUCAUCGGAAGUCUGAAAGGAUACAAGAUUCUAGUCGAUGACAUGCAGUUUCUAUGCAAACCUGCAAAGUCAAAAUCAUGUAUUGUGCCUGGACUUGAAAGUGGGAGCAUACAUCAGUUUGGGAUAGUGGCAAUAACAACAAAGGGUGAUAGCGAUGUUGCCUCUGUUGUUGGAGGCCCACUAGAUGCUGGUGAUCACUGUCCAUCGAAGCCACAUGUGACCGUGCUGGGUCGUCGUGAGGUCUUCCUUUCUUGGUCGCCACCCGUUCAACCACUAGGAAGAACGAUGAAAUACGAACUGAAACAGAAUGGACAGGUCAUCUACAGUGGUGUUGAUCUUCAAUACAAGUGCCAACGACUAACACCGCACACGGAGUAUGCGUUCACGGUAAGUGCUGUCACAACAGAAGGACGAUUCGAGAGUCCUCCGACGAAGAAGAGGACAGCACAAGACUUUUGUCUAACGCGAGUCAAUCUGAUACACAGAAGGUCGAAAACAAACUCUCGGCUUGCGAGCAUCGAAGGUGAAGACCAGCUACACAGCGGAAUUAAAUCUGGCAGUCAACCUCAUGUUUCAAAAAAUCUACAAAGCCGAAGUGCUCUCCUGUCUAGUUUAUGGUCCACACACUUACAAACCAGUUGCACUGAUUUGUCUGCAACUGAGGCAAAAGUUGACUCACGGCCACUAUCACGAGCACGAUCAUUUUCGUUCAACAAUAUGGGGAGAACAACACGACAAAAGACGACACCGAUUGGUAACCACCACAGAUUGAGAUCGCUACAGAAGGGACAAAGAUCAAAGUUGACGUCGGCAAGCCGGACUGACAGAAACCACCAAGAACAGCCGACUGCUCAACAGCACCCGCAUUGUAAACAGAACCGAAGAACUCCUGAUGUCAUUCAUGUAGACAUCAGACUAGCGGAACACACACACGAAGCAAGACCUCGUAGUACCAUGACUCACGAGCAACCGAAAAGGCCUACAUUGGCUACUCUCCAAAAACAGUCAUGUGAUCGGCUCGUUCAAAGUUGUGUGACACUCGUCACGAAUGUAACAUGCCUUCCACAAGCAGCAAGUGGAGAUGACCAAUUACAGACUGGGCAUGAAAAGAAGCCGAGAACAAUGACCAACAGACCCAAGGACACGUACUGCACGCAUCCCCCUAUCGAAAGAAAACAACAAAAAUACCCACAAAUAUUAAGCCACUCUUCUAGACCAACACAAGCUGUGCAAGCAGGAACACAGAAGUGGACUCAAACACAGAGCGGUCGCUUCAAAGUGAUCGCCUGCGAUUCUGCACCGUUUGCGCUGGCAUCCACACACAUUCCGCGACCGCUGCCGUUUCACCUUCGAAAGCAGCACCAACAUCGCGUUCAUAUUCAGCAGCAACAUUUGCCGCUCAACCAGCAUCACAAUUUGAUGUCAUUACGGAACACUGUCAACAGCAGGCAACAUCAGCCUGUGCCUUUGACGGUACGAGACGUGCUAUGGGGCAUGAGACGGUCCGGGUUAGCAAUCAACCGGCCGCUCACCCCAGCACAAGCAAAGUCUUGUAUCUGAUUAUUGAUUAUAAAAAGCCAUUACAGAAUAUAUUUAUUUUAUUUUA